Molecule: messenger RNA, 825 nt
Organism: Dictyostelium discoideum AX4
Lineage: Eukaryota; Evosea; Eumycetozoa; Dictyosteliales; Dictyosteliaceae
Exons: 2
Coding region: 1-825 (274 amino acids)
Cellular component (GO): nucleus; cytoplasm
Source: RefSeq, a predicted model, not a curated record
AUGAAUAACAAACAACCAAAAUAUCAAGAAGAUGAUUUUUAUGGUUCAGAUGAACAUUUUGAAAAUGAUGAAAUUAAAAAAGUUGAUUAUUUAUCAAAUAAAGAUUUAGAUAGAUCAAUUCAAAAAAUUGCACCCAUAGGAUACACUGAUGGAUUAGAGAUUGGAAAAGAAUUAACAUUACAAAGAGGAUUUAAUGAAGGAUUUAAAGAAGCAUCAGGUAUUAGUUAUAAAUGGUCAUUAUUAUUAGGUUUAGUUAGUUCAGUUGAUGUAUUCUUUCAUAAUAAUAAACAAACAAUGUUUGAUCAAGAGUCAAAAGAUACAUCUAUUUUAAGUAAUUUGGUUGAUAAAAUUAAUAGAUUAAUAAAAGAACAUUGUAGCUCUCCAACAAUUGAACAACUUAAAGAUGAAUUCUUAAAUUUUAAAGAUAUUUCAAUAAACGAUAAAGAUCAAACUACAACAUCAACCUCAACAGAAUUACCAACAAAAUCAUGUAAAAAUGAAGAAUCUGAAUGUUGUGGUAAUGGUAGUUGUGAAAAAGAAGUUGAAAAUGAAAAAUGUGAAGAUGAUGAUGAUGACAGUGAUGGUUGUUGUGGUGGUGGUGGUAAUACUAAUGAUCAAGGUUGUUGUAAAUCAAAAAACAAUAAAGAAGAAGAAGAAGAAACUAAACAACUUGAGAAAUUUCAAUUCAUCAUAGAUAAAAUGGGUGGUCAAUUAUUUGAUGAAUUAAGUAAAGAGUGUGUUGAUACAAUCUCUUCAUUCGGACUUGAUGGUCAAAAAAUGUUAAAUGAUUGUUUAUCAAAAAAGUUUAGGGUUACUAUCAAUUAA